CCCACAGCAGCUGUCAGAAACGAACAAACAAAUAUCCUAAUAUUAUCAGAAAUUUCAAAAGGAUAAGGACUAACUUUUUUUUUAUAAAAAACGGAAGAUAACUAAAGAUCUGGAAAUGUUAUCACCUUCAGCGGAAAACAUCGGAAAAGAUGGAGCUCCCGUGAACCGGAAAGUAAACGUGAUGUCAGCGAGGCGCAUUCAGAGGGAGCUGGACGAGAUAUGUAGGGAUCCACCACCAAACUGCAGUGCUGGUCCGAAGGCAGACAACCUGUACGAGUGGACCUCCACGAUAAUCGGACCCACAGACUCGGUUUACGAGGGCGGCAUGUUCAAGCUCGACAUACACUUCCCCAUGGAGUAUCCUUUUGCACCACCGAAAAUCGUGUUUCGCACGCCCAUCUAUCACUGCAAUAUCCACCGACUGGGCAUCAUUUGUCUGGACAUUCUGAAGGAGAACUGGUCACCGGCACUGACCAUCUCGAAGAUCUUGCUGUCUAUUUGUUCUCUGCUCACCGAUUGUAACCCCACCGAUCCGCUGGUGGUUAGUAUUGCCAAGGAAUAUGUGAGGAACCGAGAGGAACAUGAUAAAAAGGCUCGUGCUUGGACCAAACAGUACGCAAAAAAUGAGUAGACUAGACAAUCUCAAAUGUCUCGCAAAGGAUUCUCCGAAAACAUACACCUAUAUGUUCAAGAACGCUAAAUUAAGAGUAGGCUGGUCUUUUAAAUAAUCUGAUUUACCCAAGAGUUUUAAAGUUUACUAAACGUUUUUAAUUUGUCUUUUCUUUUUAUUGCGUU
Drosophila subpulchrella is the source of this 795-nucleotide messenger RNA. RefSeq names its product ubiquitin-conjugating enzyme E2-24 kDa. Gene Ontology annotation, biological process: protein polyubiquitination. Gene Ontology annotation, cellular component: nucleus. Gene Ontology annotation, molecular function: ubiquitin conjugating enzyme activity. NCBI's taxonomy places the organism in Eukaryota, Metazoa, Arthropoda, Insecta, Diptera, Drosophilidae. Bases 116 to 631 code for a protein of 171 amino acids. The transcript has 2 exons. The record is from RefSeq and is a predicted model, not a curated record.